Crotalus tigris (Tiger rattlesnake) is the source of this 4390-nucleotide messenger RNA. It is a transcript of the gene ACSS1, whose product is annotated as acyl-CoA synthetase short chain family member 1. The coding region runs from base 2152 to 3774 and encodes 540 amino acids. The transcript has 14 exons. Lineage: Eukaryota; Metazoa; Chordata; Lepidosauria; Squamata; Viperidae. Gene Ontology annotation, cellular component: mitochondrion. The record is from RefSeq and is a predicted model, not a curated record. Gene Ontology annotation, molecular function: AMP binding; acetyl-CoA synthetase activity.
UUUCAAAAUUAUCUGUGCAGAAUUUGGAAAAGUCAUAUAGUAUUGCUUGCUUUUGUAUAAAAUCUGUGAUAAUACUAAUCUUAGAAAAGACAUCUUGUUCCAGAAAAGAAAAUAUUUAUUUCAUCAAAAUAGUUUAGGAUGAUUAAAAAUAAAAAAACCCACUGGAUAUAGCAAAGGCCUUUCUGGAUUGAUAGUGGCAAAUUAAAAGUUCUGGAAAGCCCACAAGUAGGAUGUCCCUGUGAUAACAUCCUUCAACAACUAGAAUUGAGAGCCAGACAUAAAUUGGCUUGAAAAUGAGUUCACAUCCAUUAAUACAGAUAGACCUCAGGUUAUGAUAGCAAUUGGGACCAGAAUUACCAUCUGUAAGUAAUGAGGUUGUAAAGUGCAAUGUAAUGUGACUUCAUCACAUUAGUCCAGUUGUCGUAAUAUUUUAGUAAAUAGAUUUGGUAGUCAGUUUCAGUUUGCUUAUCUUGCAGUAUUUUGCUAACCCCUUUUUAGAGAGUCACAGUUGUUAUGACAGAUCACUGUGAGUAUUGCAAAAUUCUGAUUGUAAUUAAAUUGUUUUUCUGUAUCGUUUUCAAGGUGAGAAUUAUAUUUAUAUUGCAUAGUUAUUUCAGCAUUAACAAUCAGUAAUUUAGUCUAAUAUGUAUAAGAAUAUCAUUCCACAACCUUCAAUUUAUAUGGUCACCCAUUUCACCUAAGCAACUUUGGAUGGCAAAAUGUGAAGAUAAUAAUCCAAAGUGAGAAAGAAAAUAAGAAUUUGCAGCAAAAAUAAAUCAACAAAAUAGUUUGUAUUUCUUCUUCAUCUAUUGCUAAUCUUUUGCCUCUUUCACAAGCAUCUGAUGAAAUGGUAAGUUUGUGUUUGCUUCCACUACUUCAGAUUGUUAACAGGCACUCCGUAUAUGUGUAUGUAUACGUACAUACAUACAUAUACACACACAUACAGACAUAUAUACUAAGUAUGUUUGUAUUGCAUUCUGAUACAUCAUUAAUUUAAUUAUAGUUUACUAAAAUAUAAUUGUGUGACUUUACACAUAGAUCUAAACCAGACAUGUCAAACUCGCGACGUCAUGUGACAUCGUGCAAAGUAUCGGGCCGGUUUUGCCAUUGCCGGCAACGGGGUGGGCAUGGCUUCCAGAUGACGUAUCCAGCCCGUGGGCCAGCAGUUUGACACCCCUGAUCUAAACUAUAAGAUUACUAUUUUGGCUGUAUUCACAUAAGACAUCGAGCCACAGUUAAUGUCAAGUCUUUCUUGAAUUGAAUCCUUAGUGUUCACAUAAUUUUCUUCACAAUAGUGCAUAAGUGGUUUGCCAUUACUUUCUUCUGAGAUUUUAUUUUUAUUUUCCAAACCUGGGAUGUACCUGGUGUUUUAUUCAAAUAGUAAUCUGAUGCACACUGCCACCUAGUUAGCUGAUCUAUAAUAAGCUAACCAAAUUAUAGUUUAUUGGGUUUCAAGAAACCAAAUGUUAUGAAUUUACUGGAAGCUAAAGUAUGGAACCUUCAAAACUUCAUUUAUUGCUAUUUAUCUGUAUGACUUUUUUUUAAUGACAUUCUUAGUUAAUCACAUUCUUCUGGUUAACACAUUCCACUUAGUUAUGGUUUGCUUAACUGGGCUUAUAAAAUAAAUUACAAUGGGAGGGGUUCAUUCAACAUGCUAAGUCAUGAGUUGCUACAUAUAUAAACCAGAAUGACUAAAUUCACACAAUAUAGUAAACCAAUACUAAACAAACAACAUUUAGCAUGUUGACUGAAUUCAGCUAUUGUAUAUAGAGCUCACUCCUCAUUUUGAUGUUUCAUUUGAUUGCUACCAGAUUAUUCUGAAUUGAUGGAGCAAAACCAAAAACUAUAUAGCCAGCUGAGCCUCUUCGAUCUGGUUUACUUUUGAAGCAUUGGAUUAUAACUCAAAUUCCCAACUUUUAGUUGGCUGGUAAUUCUGAGAGUUAUGAAUCAAAUUCUGCUGGAGACACAAGCUGAGUUUCUUCUGAUCUCAAAGCACAGUGGGACGACCAGGCAUGGCCACAAGCACAGUUGCAGAUGAACAUCCAUGGACCUUACAAGAGUUAAACACCUUCUUCUCUCUAUCUCUUCCCCUGGAAAUGCCUUCUGAUAUCCACAUUAGUAUUGUGAGACAAGCACAGGGAACUUUUGGACAUGACUUGUCGCCUUGCUAAUACCUUAAAGAGAAAUGGUAUAAAAAAGGGAGACCGAGUUGCUAUCUAUAUGUCUGUAUCUCCAAUGGCAGUGACUGCCAUGUUGGCUUGUGCCAGAAUUGGUGCUGUUCAUACAGUUGUAUUUGCUGGAUUCAGUGCAGAAUCUUUAGCAGGGAGAAUAAAUGAUGCUAAAUGUAAAGCAGUGAUCACCUGUAACCAGGGAAUCAGAGGAGGACGGAUCCUAGAACUGAAAAACACCGUGGAUGAAGCUGUAAAGAACUGUCCAAGUGUCAAGUGUGUCUUUGUAGCCCAGAGAACUGACAGCAAAAUCCAUACAUGCAGUCAUGAUAUUCUCCUUGAAGAAGAGAUGGCUAAGGAAGCAUUGGUUUGUCCUUCUGAAAUUAUGGACAGUGAGGAUAUGCUUUUUAUGCUUUAUACUUCAGGAAGCACAGGAAAACCUAAAGGAAUUGUUCAUACCCAGGCUGGCUAUCUGCUUUAUACUGCCAUAACACAUAAGCAUGUUUUUGACCUCAAACAAGAUGACAUUUUUGGAUGUGUAGCAGAUAUUGGUUGGAUCACAGGACACAGCUAUGUUGUAUAUGGACCACUUUGCAACGGAAGCACCACAGUUUUGUUUGAAAGUACUCCUGUUUAUCCAGAUCCAGGUCGCUAUUGGGAAACUGUGGAAAGAUUAAAAAUUAACCAGUUUUAUUGUGCUCCAACUGCAUUACGUUUGUUGCUGAAGUAUGGUGAUGAAUAUGUGAAGAAAUAUGACAGAUCUUCUCUUACUACUCUUGGAUCAGUGGGAGAACCAAUAAAUCAUGAAGCUUGGCACUGGUACUACAGUGUGGUAGGAGACAAAAGGUGUACCCUUGUGGACACUUGGUGGCAAACAGAAACUGGUGGCAUUUGUAUUGCUCCUCGGCCUUCAGAAGAAGGAGCUGAGAUCAUUCCGGCUAUAGCAAUGCGGCCUUUCUAUGGAAUCAUCCCAGUGCUAAUGGGCGAGAAUGGAAAAGUUUUAGAAGGCAAUGAUAUCUCUGGUGCUCUCUGCAUUGCACAACCCUGGCCUGGUAUAGCACGAACUAUCUAUGAAGACCAUCCACGUUUUGUAGAAGCUUAUUUCAAUGCUUACCCAGGAUAUUAUUUCACAGGAGAUGCUGCUUAUAGAACUAAGGAAGGUUAUUAUCAGCUAACAGGGCGAAUGGAUGAUGUUCUAAACAUCAGUGGACACAGGCUUGGAACUGCAGAAAUUGAAGAUGCCAUGGAUGAACAUCCUGCAGUUCCAGAAACAGCUGUGAUUAGCUAUCCUCAUGAUAUCAAAGGAGAAGUUGCAUUAGCUUUCAUAGUGUUAAAAGAUGACAUGGCAGAUAAAGAUAUAAUUAUCAAAGAGGUAAAGGCAAUAGUUGCUACCAAGAUAGCAAAAUAUGCUGUUCCUGAACAUGUUCUAGUAGUGAAACGUCUUCCCAAAACUCGAUCAGGGAAAAUCAUGAGACGGUUGCUACGGAGAAUAGUGACAGAUAAUAUUAGUGAUAUGGGAGAUAUUACCACACUAGAUGAUCCCAGUGUCAUAGAGGAAAUACUUGAAAUGUAUGAGAAAUACAAACUUAAGCACCCUACUCUAUGAUGAAUGGAUGAUUGUGAAGAUGAGUUCUGUUAACAAGUUGAAGAAGCAAAAGGAACUAUCAGUUUUAUUCUUGAUAUAUUAAAGAGCUAUACUUAUUCAUGUAAAAUCCAAAUAUUUUUUUCCUGAAAAGAAUGUAUUGUAACAGUUUAUCUCUUGCUACAUUGAAUUUAUAUUUUAUCUUUCUUUGAAAGCAUGGAAAAAUCAUUUUCAAACUGCUAUUUAAGACAUAUUCUGCCUUUGUUAAACAGAGUGUGGAAACUUAAGGAGUAAGUUUGAAUUUAGCCUUAAUAUUUUUGCCAAAGAUAUAAAGCAUUCUUUUAAAAUCAGUCUUACUGUACUUUUUUCCUAAUUUUGUCUUAUCAGAUGAACUGAAGCUCUCCAUACUUUAAAUUAUGUGAAUUUCUUUAAAAAAACACAGUGAUCUUUUUUGUAUGAUACAAUUUUCAGUUUACAAAAAUUGAAAGCCAAAUUAAAGUCAAAACUGUUUAUCACUACUUAUGUAUAACGUGGCAAAUUAUGGUUGAUUGUAGUUGGACAAACUGAAUUGUUACAAUGUUGCAUUUGCAUAUAAUUAUGAACAGGCAUAUAAUAUUCUUAUUAAACGUAUAUUUUUAUA